Messenger RNA from Lineus longissimus, 4294 nucleotides. RefSeq names its product TAR DNA-binding protein 43-like. The record is from RefSeq and is a predicted model, not a curated record. Lineage: Eukaryota; Metazoa; Nemertea; Pilidiophora; Heteronemertea; Lineidae. Bases 220 to 864 code for a protein of 214 amino acids. Gene Ontology annotation, biological process: regulation of gene expression. Gene Ontology annotation, cellular component: nucleoplasm; chromatin. Gene Ontology annotation, molecular function: RNA binding. The transcript has 5 exons.
AUCACUGACAAUGUUUAUGUUUAUCAUCAUGCAGUAGCUAGCUAGCAGUAUGCAGAAUCUGGAGUGAAUGUGAAAAUCGAGCGAAAUGUGUGAUUGCAUGUGACAAAUCUGGGAAAAUUGCCAAAAUCAUGGACUUGCUCAUCUCUCGUUUUCACCCCAAUUAACCCAUUCAUCCUGUAUUCCUCAAAACCCCGCAUUUUGACUCUCCGGGAACCGAGAAUGAUCCAGUACGUCCAGGUGACAGAGGAGGAUGGAGAGGAACCAAUAGAGCUGCCGUCAGAAGAAGACGGCACCAUCCUCCUCUCCACCUUAGCCGCACAGUACCCGGGAGCCUGCGGACUCAAGUAUAGAAACGCGGAGACGGGCGCGAUGCGGGGGAUACGCCUAGCAGACAGGAAACUUCACCCGCCAGACGGACACUGGGGCAAUACGCUUUAUGUGUGCGUUUUCCCGAAAGAGAACAAACGGAAAGGAGAUGAUGGCCUGGACAACCCUCACGCCAAGACGAAACGCGUCGAUAAGAAGAAAUGUAGCGACCUUAUCGUGUUAGGACUCCCAUGGAAGUCAACGGAAGACGACAUUAAAAAAUAUUUUGAACAAUUUGGCGAAGUCAUUAUGGUUCAGAUCAAACGGGAUGUACACACCAAACAAUCAAAGGGAUAUGGCUUCAUUCGAUUUUCGGAGUACGAGUCACAAAUUGCCUGCCUGAGAAAACGACAUAAGAUAGAUGGCCGUUGGUGUGAAGCAAGGAUUCCAAAUUCAAAGGACGGACCGCGAAAAGUGUUUGUGGGGCGAACGACGGAGGACAUGACAGCCGAUGACCUGCGGCAGUAUUUUUCCAGAACGAAUGGCACUUUUCUAUGAAAGACACUGGUAGAUGUUAUUGUGGGUGAUCGGAAUGAAGAGGAAGAUAUUAACCUUUUGUCUGUGGAAGCAUCAACGUCUUUUAUUGUAAAUAUUUUUGUUUUCAUGCCAGUUUGCAAAUUACAGACUGUGGCUAGCAGAUUACAGAUUGUUGACUGCAGAUUACUGAUCGUUGACUGUUGAUUACUAAUUGUUGACUUUAGAUUAAAGAGUAGCAUGUGCAGAAUAAUGACGGUUGAUGCAGAUUGCACAUUCGACCGCAGAUUAAAGAUUGUUGGAUGCUUGUUCUGCAGAUUACUGAUCAUUAACUGUUGACUGCAGAUUACAUCAGGUUGUUGACUGUAGAUUACGGAUUGUUGGCUGCAGAUAGAAAAAUUGCAUAUUGCAAAAUGCAGAUCACAGACUUCCAUAAACAAAGGGUUAAUUUGACCAUGGAAGGAGCUUGGAUCUAAAAUCUUAUGCAUCCAUGCCUAGAGUGAACACCUCCUUUUACCUCUUAUUUCUCUUGUGGUAUGAUUUUUGUUUGUGCUUAUGCUGGAAGAAUCGAGGCUUGGCUGUGAAUGCAGUAGGGUGGUGGGAUCUUUCUUGAUGUUACACCUAUUUUUAACCCCUUCCAAUUCCUGCAUGAAUUCUGAUAUCAAAGUACCAUUGCAUGGCUUCUUUUGAGCACCAUUCAUCCAAGAGAUCUUCGUUGCGACGACUUGCAAUAAUUGUCGCUCCUAUAAGCAAUGAAAAGGUCACUUGUCUGCGGAUAGUAAAACCAGUUGUCACUUUACAGUCUAAAGACUAGUAUUUGUAUUGUUAGCUAACUGCCUCCUCCAAAAAAAUUUCAAUCUUCGGAUAUUUACAAUUUUGAAGUUUUAGCGUAUUCACUAUGCAACGUCUAUGUUUUAAGUUCAUGCCCGGUUUGUAUUCUUCUAAAUGUUAAAUAAGUUCCAUUUCCUUUCUUUACCUUCACAAUUUUUUUUCUUUUAACCCUUUCAUGUUUGUCACAUGUCUGUUGUAGAUGUUGCAGUCCCUCCAAAAGUGAUGAAUGCUUGCUUUAACCUUGUUUCCAGGGGCUACUCUUCAGGAUAGCUCCUGGGGUCUAGGUUGGUCAGUUGGCCUUCCGACCACACCUGUGACGAGUAUGUUUCGGCGGGAGUUAUAUGAUUUUUUUAGAGUAUUUGAGAAUGAGCAAUUUCUCCCAAAAGGGUACUCCCGAUAUGCUUAUAGGCUCUGCCGUAGGCUAUAGUGUCCUUUGGUAGAGAUUUAAGAAAUAAAGUCCGAGCAAAAGUGUUGAUAAGUAACUGGUAUCUUUGGAAUGAGCUUUACAGGAUAUCCCAAAGAAAACGGACAAUUUAUACCACCCUUAGACUAAAAGAACUAGCAGCAGUGGAUGAAAAAUCUUUCUGGAAGAAAAAUGAGGCCAAAAUGUUAUGAUUCAAUGCAGAAGUUUUAGCUCCAGAGACAAUUUUGUAAAGCAAAGUAAGAGUAAUUUGACUAACUAGAGGAGGUCAGUGAGGUUUCGCAACCGCCCGGUUAGGCCCUUCGACGACGUUUAUCUAUUGUUCAGGUAAACUCACACAAUAGAUAAACGUCGUCGUAGGGCCUAAACGGGUGGUUGCGAAACCUCACUAUUAACUGGAAAACGCUGGUUGGCCGAGUUUAGAACGGUCAGAUGCUUUCUCAUGCGUCCUAGAGGCCCUGUCUUUACAAGAACUCGGCAACGAAAUUUUAGUAAAGGUUUUCAGAAUGGUAUCUCAAAUCUUCCUCAUUUGAAUAGGUAAAAGCUCAUGACAGACUUACCAGUAUACUUUCCCUUUGGUUUAUAGUCAUACUAGGUGACACAAAAAAGAUUAGAUACUUUUGAUUUUGAAUGACUUCUAUCGAGCUGCCAUUUACAAAGUUUCUUCCACAUGUAGUUGAGAUCAAUAUUUCAAUAUUUUUUGUUUCUAGCUUGUUUGAUUUCAUAACAUACAUUAGUUAUUGUGCAAAAGGCAUUUACAUUUUCAACUCUUCUCCAUGUUGAGAUCUCGUAAAUAUCGGAUCAAUAUUUUGAAGUUCUUCAAAACUAAAAGUAGAUAAUCUUUUUGGUGGAACCUGGUAGUAAUCCUUCCCCAGUACGCCUGAUGUGCGAAAUGCCUUUUCUGUCGCAAAGAUUAUCAAUUUUCUGUUCAGUUCUAAUUUCUGUGGUAUGCUUGGAGCCUGUUUUGUGACAUUUUACACAUGGAUUGCUGCAGACUGGUGUGUGCUUGGAGCCUGACUUCUGGGCAUUUUAUCAAGGAUGGCAGAUCAACUUGGUGCAAGUAAGUUAAUCUGUGGUGUUUUAUGUUCUGUCUGGAGUUGUAAAACUCAAGUGUGCCUCUCCGACUGACGGCUUUGUGAUACCAAGAGUAUAGUGAACUUUCCCUCCUACCGAGGUUUUCUGUGUGAAAGACUGUCCAAAUGAAUCUCCCUCAAAGUCCAGUAUGUUUCUGAGCAACUGUUCGUUUCAACAGUUUUUUUGGUAACAAGAGUUGCGAAUUAGCCCUAAACCCAUUGCAAUUUUAUGUUUGAAAGAUUGCCUGCAGUUUUCCUCAAUUUGAAACUAAAGCCCGCAGCACACUAGCCGCCAACUUUGGCGACAAGAAGCGUUCAGCUGACGCCUCUCGACGCCGAAGUUGGCGGCCAGUGGAUCCCGGUCAGAGCACACCUGCUCAGAAUCGGCGUCCAGUAGCGUCUUUUUCGCAACUUUAGGCUGCCAUUUUGAAAUCAUGUGACAUCAAGACGCAUACUGAUUGGCCAUAGCCUCGCCGCCGACGCCAAUUCAGGCGGCAAUCCGUAGCACACCUGGCUUCUUCUUGCGUUCAAACGAGGCGACACGCGUAAAAAAUGUUAGAUAUUUGGCGUUUAGUUGCGGCAAGUGCCGGCAAGUCGCGUUCGCCGACGCCGUUCUUAGCAGACUAGGGGUUUUUCAGGCGUUCAGGACUCUUGCGGCAAAAAACGCCAGUGAACGCCGAAGUUGGCGGCUAGUGUGCUGCGGGCUUAAGGGUCACGACACUGUAUUACCUGAAAAAAACUGAUCUCCAAUGUCACCCUGAUUCUCUUGUGUUUGCGUCCUAACUAUCGCACUCUACAAACAUGAGUGCAUGACUCAGUCAUCUCAAAACUUUCAGGGUUAAGAUGAGCCAAAUUUUUAUUUUUGAAUUGAAGAGUGUGUGAUCCUAAAAAUUAUGAACGAAUCUCUUCGAUAUUUUUUUCACAAUUUUUCUUUUCGUGAAACAAGCUUAUUUGUGAAGUCGCAAAAAUAAAACUCACAUGAAAUUUUUUUGGUUUACAGUAUUACUCGUCGAGCUAAAACAAUGACAUUUCUGUUGCAGCCUGGAUGAGGAGGACCUGAAGUCGAUUAUGCCCCCAGCAGAGGGGGCUAGCGGAGAUGCCCACACGUCUGGAGAUUCGUAAUGAAAAU